This is a messenger RNA of Tauraco erythrolophus (red-crested turaco), 993 nucleotides long. RefSeq names its product HESX homeobox 1 (gene HESX1). Gene Ontology annotation, molecular function: RNA polymerase II cis-regulatory region sequence-specific DNA binding; DNA-binding transcription repressor activity, RNA polymerase II-specific. Gene Ontology annotation, cellular component: nucleus. The record is from RefSeq and is a predicted model, not a curated record. NCBI's taxonomy places the organism in Eukaryota, Metazoa, Chordata, Aves, Musophagiformes, Musophagidae. Gene Ontology annotation, biological process: forebrain development; pituitary gland development; regulation of transcription by RNA polymerase II.
AGGGAAAAGAGCAGCUAACGGCUCUCUAGAGGAUUCCAGAUGUGUCCCCUAAUGGAGAGAACGUUUUGGCUCUGCUGGAGGGUGAAAGUAGCUGUCUGGAUAAGUUAUAAGGAGGACUUGUGGAGAAAUGCACGUACAUUAUACAUGCUGUGCUGGCUGAAGGUGAAAGCAUGGCAAGUACAUCGCUGUGUGCUGCUAAUACUUCAGCGUCUCAGAAUCUUCAGAAAGCGUCUGCUUUUGUAGAAAAUAAAACCACACAGUGCUCAUUUUCCAUUGAAAGUAUUUUGGGAUUGGAGCAGAAAAAGGAUGGCAUUCCAACUGUGAAACCUCACAGACCGUGGAUGGAUGCAUGCGCCAACUUGGUUUUAGGUGAUGACAGUAAUCCCCAUCUGCAAAUCCCUGUUGUUUGCUAUGAAAAUCCAUUAUUUCAUGCUAACAGUAAUCCAGUGCAAGAGGAAAAAGUUUUGAAAUGCGAAAAGUACAUUUCAGUCACUGAAAGGCUUUCUUUCAAACGAGAAUUGAGCUGGUACAGGGGUAGAAGACCAAGAACUGCGUUCACUAGAAACCAGAUUGAAGUCCUGGAAAAUGUUUUUAAAAUGAACUCCUACCCUGGCAUUGAUAUUAGAGAAGAACUAGCUCGCAAAUUAGAUCUAGAUGAAGAUAGGAUCCAGAUCUGGUUCCAGAACCGUCGUGCAAAGCUGAAAAGAUCACACCGAGAAUCUCAGUUUCUAAUGGUGAAAAAUACUUUCACCUCCAGCCUGCUAGAGUAGAAAGAAGGAUGGUUUGCUGUUAUGGUACUACAACAGAACAUGAAGAAUUACUGGGAUUUUCACAAAUUGUAAUUAAUAUAUCAUCAUUACUUAAUACCAUUUUAUCCCCAGGUUUGAAAGUUUAUUAUAAUCUUAAUUCAAAUAAACUGUAAAUACUUGAAGUAUCAGUAUAAUCUACUUUCUGUGGGAAAAGUGAACUUUUCCUAUGUAUUUUAAUAAGUAU